GAAGAAGAGAAGCUCGCGAAGAGGAGGAGAAAUAACAGUGACGGUGAUGAAGUAAGUCCUCCCUGUUCUGCUCCACGUGUUGUGGCCGCCGUGAGCUCAGAGGUCUGUUCCUGCUGCUGCUGAUCUGUCAUGGACUUUGGCGAGGCCAGGAUGAAGCUGCGGGAGCUGCUGGGCUCAGUGAAUCCAUCGGAGCUCCCAAACUUACUGGACUGGAUGAGAAACUCAGAUGAGCUGGAUCAGCUGCUGGUUGACAACAACAAGGUGAUCCUGCAGAGCAUUGCUGAGGACCUGAGAGCCAGACUACCCAUUGAUGCCAUGCUGCCUUCUGAGACUGCUGCACAAAAUAAGAUGCAGAUGCGGGAAAGGCCCACAGUUCACGUGGACAGCUUCCUGUACAGCGACGAGCAGGUGGAUUCUCUGUGUCAGGAAGGGGCCAUGAGCAGGAACUACUGUCUCAGCUGUGGGUCCCUCAGGACUGCGCCCCUCGAUUUCAUCUCACACUCAUUCUCAAUGUCAGAGCUUCAGUUCCUGUUCCAGAACGUUCUGCCAGACCUCAGUGGUCGGACUGUGGUGGACGUUGGUUCCAGGCUAGGAGCUGUGCUUUAUGGGGGUUAUGUCUACAGUUCAGCCUCUCGGCUCGUUGGACUGGAGCUCAGCGAGGACUUUGUCAGGCUGCAGAACGACAUGCUCCACAAAUACAGAAUGGCUGACAGAGUGCAGGUUCUCCAUGCAAACGUCUGCACUCAAGAGGUUCUGCUGCAGGGCACGGAUGUUUUGAUCAUGAACAAUGUCUUUGAGUACUUCAUGGAGCCCAGCGAGCAAACUGGAGCCUGGAAGUUCAUCAUGAAGGCCUUCAGGAAAAGAGGAUCUCUGCUGGUUACUGUUCCCAGAUUGCAGGAGAGUCUGGAUGCUCUGCAGGUACCACUACCAGCAGGCUGGGUAGAGGAGCUUCCUGUGGACUACAAUGUCUACCUGGGCAGGGAUACAGACCCAGAGGACCUCAGACAGAUUCAUCUGUACAGGGUGGUUUGAUGCCAGCAGAUCCACCAGGAGGACGACGUGUUACUCCAGACAGAAACCUGUCUUCCAGUCAUGUGACUGCACACAGAGCUCCUUUGAAUGAAACGUAUGACUACAAAACAAGUCACAUGAACAUGUGAAUGGAGAUAAAACUCACCUGUAGUGGAUCAGGUGACUACAGAAUGAAACACCUGGUGUAGAUCAUCCAGCCUCAGUGCUCCGCCUGUCAGGAACGUGUAAAGCUCUGAACCAGUGGGGUCCAGAUCUUACUGGAAGCUGUUUAAAAGGUGUGAAGCUAUGGUGGUUUGGAUCUGCGUUCUUAAUGUGGUCGUUUGUGGUCUGGUUUCAGAAUCUCCCAGUUCCCAGAUAAACUGAAGUCAGAAUGUCAACUUUGCAUGUCAGAGGUUCCUUUGCAGCUCCAACCUUAAAACGAAAACGUGACUUCUGCAUUUAUUAAAUAUAGCGAACGUUACCAUGUGGGUCUUACUACAGUUACAUCAAUUUAGUUUUCUGUUUUAAUUCUUUAUAUUUCUAAAUGGAACCAAACUUGUCUAAAAAGCACUGCUGUAGAAAAGAUUAUUCCACAAUGGUGUCAUUAAAAAACUGUUAAUCAUG
Messenger RNA from Fundulus heteroclitus (mummichog), 1635 nucleotides. Its product is annotated as class I SAM-dependent methyltransferase. The transcript is spliced from 8 exons. Gene Ontology annotation, molecular function: methyltransferase activity. The record is from RefSeq and is a predicted model, not a curated record. NCBI's taxonomy places the organism in Eukaryota, Metazoa, Chordata, Actinopteri, Cyprinodontiformes, Fundulidae. Bases 130 to 1032 code for a protein of 300 amino acids.